Molecule: messenger RNA, 927 nt
Organism: Closterium sp. NIES-65
Lineage: Eukaryota; Viridiplantae; Streptophyta; Zygnematophyceae; Desmidiales; Closteriaceae
Source: the annotation of a GenBank genome assembly
AUGCUGGCAUCUGGGGAGGGAGGUGACCCUCACCUCUCCAUUCCUCACCUCUCCAUUCCUCACCUCUCCAUUCCUCACCUCUCCAUUCCUCACCUCUCCAUUCCUCAUCUCUCCAUUCCUCACCUCUCCAUUCCUCACCUCUCCAUUCCUCACCUCUCCAUUCCUCACCUCUCCAUUCCUCACCUUUCCAUUCCUCACCUCUCCAUUCCUCACCUCUCUAUUCCUCACCUCUCCAUUCCUCACCUCUCCAUUCCUCACCUCUCCAUUCCUCACCUCUCCAUUCCUCACCUCUCUAUUCCUCACCUCUCUAUUCCUCACCUCUCUAUUCCUCACCUCUCUAUUCCUCACCUCUCUAUUCCUCACCUUCUCAUAGCAACAAGGGACGGGAAGAACCGGCGCCACCCGGAGGGUCGGUCCACCUGGCGCCACCCCUUCACCAUAUCAAAUCCGCGCCUGUAUGCCGCCCAAAACCGCUUCCUGAUGGCCGGAUGCAGCGUGGAGAGCGACAGUGUGGGCAGCCUCUUCAUGUACUGGCGGGGGCGGGGGGGGAGGCAAGGGAGGGUGCAGUUGUGGGCUCUGCUAGUGCUCCUUCACUUCUGUGUGGGCUCUGCUAGUGCUCCUUCACUUCUGUGUGGGCAGCCUCUUCAUGUACUGAUGGGUGCUGCUACUGCUAAUCCUGCUCCAUGGCCGGGUGCAGCGGGGAGAGGGACUGUGUGGGCAGCCUCUUCAUGUACUGGUGGGGGGGGAGAGGGAAGGAGGGGGGAAGUUUUGGUAUCACCCAACUGCACCGAACUGCACCAGCCCUGCUGCACCGCCGGGUGCAGCGUGGAGAGCGACUGUGUGGGCAGCCUCUUCAUGCACUGGCGGGGGGGUGGGGAGGGGUGGAGAGGGGCGGGAGGGGUUCGAUGGGGGAGAAUGGGUGGUUAG